This is a messenger RNA of Thermothielavioides terrestris NRRL 8126, 1898 nucleotides long. RefSeq lists its product as uncharacterized. Gene Ontology annotation, biological process: replication fork processing; resolution of meiotic recombination intermediates. The coding region runs from base 167 to 1705 and encodes 512 amino acids. Gene Ontology annotation, molecular function: protein heterodimerization activity; chromatin binding. NCBI's taxonomy places the organism in Eukaryota, Fungi, Ascomycota, Sordariomycetes, Sordariales, Chaetomiaceae. The record is from RefSeq and is a predicted model, not a curated record. The transcript is spliced from 3 exons. Gene Ontology annotation, cellular component: Fanconi anaemia nuclear complex; FANCM-MHF complex.
CACCUCGCAGGCGCGUCAUUGCUCGAGCCGACAAGGAAACCUUCCAACAAACUAGGGGCAAGUGAACCCAGCUGGCCGGAUGACGCAACGCGACCGGAAAUGCGCAAACAAAAGAGGCAACUCGCCAGUCCAUCGUCGCCAGAAAGAUAAUUAGGCACCGACCGAGAUGGCCAGCGAAGGCCAGCAGCCAGACGCGACGCCGGCCAGCCGGCGGGCCUCGAGCGCCGAGCCGCUCGCCUCGAUCAACCGACGGCCCAUCCUUCGCACGCCAGGCAGCCACGCGCGCGGCCUGCCGCCGCGCCCGCAGGGCCUGUCAGCGUCAGGCAGGAAGGCGGCGCCGCCGACGGCGACACCGCACGCGCGCGCCGCCUUCAGGGCCAUCGACUCGCGCCGCGCCGCCAUCUUCACGCCGCACCGCGCCCGCCGGAAGAGCCUGCGCGAGGUGCGCGACUCGCCGCGCGACUUUUUGCUCUCGCUCGGCCGGGUGCUGGCGCGCACGACGCAGGUGAUCACGACGUCGUCGUCUUCGUCGUCGUCGCCCGGGGACGGCGGCGGCAAGGAUCGGAGGGAAUCGGACGGCGCGGGCAACGAGACGACGCUGGGCGGGAUCAGCGUGGUCGAUGACGAGGACGAUGACGAGGAGCUCCCGAAGCGUCCGCGGCUCUCGCUCCCUAUUGACGAGGAGGACGACGACGACGACAGCGACGAUCUCCAGCCCCAUCGGUCGGUGCUGAUUGACGAUGAGAACUUCACCAUGCAGUCGAUUGAGAUGCCGCGGCGGGCCAUCAGCGAGCAGCCUGGCGGCCGGCUCUCGCUGGGCAGUACGCGCAUGAGUGACUAUUUCAACGUGAACGACAUGCUGCACAGUGAGGAUGUGGGCAUCGACUCGGGCUUCUUCCCGCCCACCGCGGUUUUGGACGAGGGAAACCUUACCGUGGGCCCGGAAGAGCUGCCGUCGCCCGAACGACUCGAUUCGGAGGCUGACCGCCGUGACUUCGGCCGUGAGAGCGAUUUGGGGAUCGAGGUGCCCGUCGGUGAUGUUAACGACAGCACUUUCGUCAUCGCGCCCCAGGUUCAGGAGUCUCCGGACCGUCCGCUCUUCGCGGAUGGCGAGCCGGGUCUUGAUAACUAUGCCCCCCUCGUCGACCAACGGAGUGAUGAUUACGACGACGAGGAGCUGCUGGGGGAGGUGCCGCCGUUGGAGGAGGAGCAGAUGGAAGACCCAAGCUUGAGGCCCCGUGACGAGACGGAGAUUGAGUCCGUAGCCGUUCAGAGGGCCGAAGUGCGUGACGGUUCGAAGAAGAAGAGCAUCAAGGUGUCAAAGUACGGCAUCGAGUACCCUUCUCUUCCGCCAGCCGUUGUCAAGCGGCUCGCGCAGAACUUCGCCAAAGCCAAUGGAGCAAAGGGCCAAAUCACUCCCGAUGCGAUGAAGGCCAUCAUGCAGGCUUCAGACUGGUUCUUCGAGCAGCUGGGCGAAGACCUGCAGGCAUAUGCGAAGCACGCCGGGCGCAAGACUAUCGACGAGAGCGACGUGCUCACCCUGAUGAGGAGGCAACGGCAGAUCAACCCGAAUAUCACACCAUUUGCGCUCGCGCAACGCCACCUGCCGAGGGAGUUGCUGCAAGAACUGCGAAUGACGCCGCCCGCCGUCCCAAAGAAACGAUCCAGGGCGAAGGGCGCGGCGGAUGACGAAGACGUCACCUGAACAGGAGAGGUUGGCCUGGUUGAGUAUCGUUACCAAUUCUUAGUCAUGCGAACGCGCCGAGCGGCGUCAGAUGGCGGCUUGCGGACGAUCAUGUAGAACAUUAUCGUGGUGGCAACGGCAAGGCCAUACCUGCAGCAGUUAGCAGGCGAGCGACGAGCAGGUUAAGUUUCAAGGGGCGGAACAUAUGGCUGUG